Symbiodinium sp. CCMP2592 is the source of this 436-nucleotide messenger RNA. The record is from the annotation of a GenBank genome assembly. NCBI's taxonomy places the organism in Eukaryota, Dinophyceae, Suessiales, Symbiodiniaceae.
GCAGCGAGCCAGCGAAAGGAGGCAGGGGGUGUUAUCCGCGAUACGUGGGGCACAGCAGCCUGUGACUCCACCGAAGACCCCAGGCUCAACAGCUAUGGUGCCAAGUACGCCCCCAAAGGGGCCAGCCACACCACCGAAGUCUCCGAUUACACCACCAAAGGGGCCACCCACACCGCCAAAGAGUCCGCCAAAGAGUCCGCCAAAGGCCGCGCCAGCGCCGCCCAACAUCUGGACAGCACCACCUCCACCGAGGGCCGCUCCGAAGGCUGCCGCUCCAAAGGUUCCAAAAGCAGCGGUUCCAAAGCCGCCGAAGGGUCCGAAAGCAGCGGUUCCAAAGCCGCCGAAGGGUCCGAAAGCAGCGAUUCCAAAGCCGCCGAAGGGCACGACUACAACAACGCCGGCUCCUUUGACAACGCCGGCCCCUGUGGCAACGCCG